CAACAGGAUCCCUGUGUUCUCAGCCUACACCUUCACUGGUAAUGUUGUUGGUAGCAAGAGACCAAAAAAUCAAACCUGGAUGAUCGAGCCCCAGCUUGAAGAUAUAGAUAUAAAAGAGAUGAAAACCCAAGAUGAUGAUGAGGUGAAGGAGCUUAAUAAUAAUAACGUUUUAAGAGUCAACCACCAGGCUGCGGACACAGACUACAAAAAUAACAGACUGGAUCUGGACAGAGGUCACCUGUUCCCAUGUUCGUACGCACCUGAUGAUGAUGCCAAGAGGUCCACUUUCACCCUGACAAACGCCGUUCCCCAAGAAAGAUCCUUCAACGGGGGCAGCUGGAGGAGAAUGGAGUGCAAAGUCAGAGACGCUCUUGAGCUUAACUGUAAGAAGAACAACAAGAUAGAAGCCUAUGUGGUGACUGGAGCAGUUCCCAGCUUCAACAACACACUGAAGGAACGAGUGAACAUCCCAGAUCUCAUGUGGACAGCCUACUGCUGUUACAACAACAACCUGAAACAGUGGGUGGCCCAAGCACACUGGGGUGAGAACCAAAAGGAGGACAAGGGGAAAAAAUUGCCCUCAAAUACCUUGGUAGAUCUGUAUAACAUAUUGAACCAGCUUUACCCAGGUGGUGAUGUCCAGGUGUUCCCAGAUCAGUGUCCAACUGCUGAUAUUCCCAGAGCGCUUCCCCUCAGGGAUGGGGAUGUAUAUGAUCAUUGUGUCUAUGAUGAUGACUGUGUCUGUUCCUCUGUUGGGGUCAAAGGUUAUUACCUACCUGUUGUAUUAGUUUCUGUGCUGGUGAUGAUGAUGUAGUGACAUAACCACCAGGAACCUGAUGUAGUUGUAUUUGUUUCCUUUUUUUGGACUUUUAAAUUAAUAAUAUGUACCCAUUGAUUCUUAAAGAUAUAACUGAGUAGCUUGUAGA
Salmo salar (Atlantic salmon) is the source of this 926-nucleotide messenger RNA. The record is from RefSeq and is a predicted model, not a curated record. NCBI's taxonomy places the organism in Eukaryota, Metazoa, Chordata, Actinopteri, Salmoniformes, Salmonidae.